AUGUUUCUUAGAAAACGCAAAGCAGGCUUAAGUCAGCGACGACAGAAUCAGAAUAUUUCAUUUCGUCUACGUAAACAAAAACAAAAACAUGUUGAACAAGUAAAAGAAAACAAUAACAUAAAUAAAAGUGAGAGUGAAAAUGAAAAGGAAAUUUCUGCUAAUGAAGAGGAACAAAUUGUUAAUAGUGAUACACUAUCAAUUUUAUCAACAGAAAAUUUAAAUAGUAAUAGUAAUUUAGAUUCUUUAACGCAAAAUUUGAUACCAAAUGAUAACUGGCAAAUUGAUAUUUCAAAUUUGUUAUCUGACGAUGAAAUGGAAUAUAAUGAUAGUAAUUUUGUGAAUGAAGAAAAUGAAUAUGAAGAUCAAACAGUAGAUAGUGAAACUAAACAAUAUGACAAUAGUAAUAAAAUACACAAUUUUUCCGGAAAGGCAGAACCUUAUUUUUCUAAUUUUACACAUUUUUUAUUAUUUAUGUGGAUCACAAAACACCAAAUAGGUUGCGAGGCAUAUCGGGAUUUUUCAAAUAUUAUCAAACAUCCAGAUUUUAAUAUCAGUGAUGUUCCAUACUCUAUUACCACAAUUAAAAAAUACUGGGAUAGUUUACCAUUAAUUACAUUUAAUGGUUAUGAUAUUGAACUUAAUGAUCGUGAUACUCCUUCAACAUCAAAACCAACUCGUCAAGCAUUUGUAUUUCAAUUAAAAAGAAUUUUACAACGUAUAAUGCUAAAUCCAUCAUUACGUGAUCAAAUGUAUUUUGGUUCAGGUAUUUAUUCCGAAAUUAGACAAGAACUAUGGCAUGGUAAUAUUUGGCAUAAAUCACCAUUAUUUGGCAUUACAUACAUCUAUAUAAAUAAUGUUAUGUAUAACCUUGGAGACUUUAUUACAUAUUAUGAUAGAAACUCCAAUACUUCUAUUAACUAUGGACGAAUUAUUGGUUUUGUUAUUUGUGACAAAACUAAAUGUUUUUUAAUAAAAGCAGAAAGAAUACUUGAUUUUAAUUCAUUACCAAAUCUUCUGAAAUCUCGUCAAAGAAAAAAUCAAAUUAAUAAUACACAAAAACUUUGGAUGACUAAUGAGAAUGAAAUGAUUGAACUCAAUUGGAUUGAAUCUAAAAUCAAUGUAUGGCUUAUGGAUACGAAAAAACCUGACAAUUAUGAUUAUUGUAUUAAUGAAAUUGUCUAUAAGAGUAAUAAUAAAUGGAAUACACGAUCAGUUGAUCUUCGUCACAAACAUCCAAUUGAAUAUACUCCAAUACGAAAAAUUUCAGAUGAAUUACCUGUUUUUAAAUUUUUUCUUGAUAUUUACAUUGAUAAAUUUGGACCAUUUCGUAAUGCAUAUCAUGCAAUAGGAGGAAUCUAUUUACAAAUUGGAAAUAUGACACAAGUUAUGCGUCAGAAACUUAAAAAUCAUUUUCUUUUAGGAUUUAUUCCUUUUGGUGCAAAUUGUAAUGAUGUUUUGAAACCUAUAAUUGAAGAUAUAAAAGAACUUGAAAAUGGAUUUGAAAUGGAUUUAGAUAAUAAGCGUAUUUGGAUAACUGGUGGAUUGGGAAAUAUUACAUCAGACUUACCUGAAGGAAAUGAACAAGCUGGAAUUAAGAAUCAUAAUGCUAACCAUGGCUGUCGUACUUGUACUAUCCAUCAUGAUGAAUUAAAUAAUAUGUCUUUUGAUCUUGCAAUGGGAGAACGUUACCAUCACAAGACUUCUUUACAAUUUGUUGAGUUGGAUAAUGCUCAAACUCAUGGUGAAAAAGAAUUCCUAUCACAACAAUAUGGAAUUCGAAAUAAACCUUCAAUUUUUGAUAAUGUGACUCGUGAUCGACAUUUACAAUGCCCUCAUGUAAGGUUGCUUGCUGAAACCUAG
Molecule: messenger RNA, 1860 nt
Organism: Rhizophagus irregularis DAOM 181602=DAOM 197198
Lineage: Eukaryota; Fungi; Glomeromycota; Glomeromycetes; Glomerales; Glomeraceae
Source: RefSeq, a predicted model, not a curated record